Messenger RNA from Fonsecaea pedrosoi CBS 271.37, 720 nucleotides. RefSeq lists its product as uncharacterized. The record is from RefSeq and is a predicted model, not a curated record. Gene Ontology annotation, biological process: respiratory electron transport chain. The transcript has 3 exons. Lineage: Eukaryota; Fungi; Ascomycota; Eurotiomycetes; Chaetothyriales; Herpotrichiellaceae. Bases 1 to 720 code for a protein of 239 amino acids.
AUGCGAGCGACGUCGCGGCUUUUCGCGACUGUCAAAUCAGCCUCGAAAUAUCUUGAACCCAACACGCCAACAGGCCUAACAGGGCUCACUACACAUCCAUCACCUCGUCCUGCCCUCAUCUACACCUACCGACAAACCCUCAAUAAACUCGCCCAACUGCCCAAAAGCUCCGUUUAUCGUCAGUCCACCGAGGCACUCACAAAACAGCGGCUGGAGAUAAUCGAAUCCGUGAAACCCGAGGGUUACGAACAAUGGCUGCAACGGGUGCGCAAGCAGAUCGAAGCCAGCCCCUCUGCUUACAAUAAACUGCUCAACGAAGAUGGCUCGUUGGGUAGUGAGAAACUGCAUGUGGAACCAGUGGACAAUUGGGACGGCAAGAUCACGAGGCAGGACGCGAAAUUUGAGGGACCAAACUCAUUGGCUCAGGCAGAGGCAAAAGCAAGGGCUGUCAGUGAUGAAGUGCGAGAGAAGGAACUGGAGGACAAGGAAGGGAUCCCGCCCACUGUAGAGGACCUGGAGGUGGAACCACCAUUGACAAAAGAGCAGAUCGAGGGAAUCGAGCAGAAGAUUGGUGCGGGCUUGAUCGAAGAAGUUAUCCAAGUUGCCGAGGGCGAGCUGGACCUGGUGGGAGAAAUGCUACAAUAUCAAGUAUGGGAAGAUCUGGAAGAAAAGACCCCCACGGGUCAAUGGGUAUACUUUGAACGUGGCGAUAGAGUCUAG